This is a messenger RNA of Penaeus vannamei (Pacific white shrimp), 2484 nucleotides long. The record is from RefSeq and is a predicted model, not a curated record. NCBI's taxonomy places the organism in Eukaryota, Metazoa, Arthropoda, Malacostraca, Decapoda, Penaeidae.
GACAUGGGCGAGCGAAUCCUGGCCCUGACGAUGCUGAUCCUCCUGUUGCCCUCGUCCCACCGAGACACCCUCCACGCCGUCCUCGAGCUGUGUGCCCGAGUGGUAGCCUUUGAGGACGAGAACAAGAUGACCCUCUACAACAUCGCCAUGAUCGUGGCGCCCAACCUCUUCCUGCCCAGCAACCAGCGCCAAACUAAACCUUAGGAGCGAGGACAAGGAGCAGCAGCUGAACUACGAGAUGACCUACGCGAACGUGACGACUCAGUUGACCCAAAUGAUGAUCAAGUACAGGGAUGUUCUGUGGACAGUUCCCCAACGGCUUGUGUCGCAGAUCCGCCGUAUAUACCAAGCAGAGGCCCUCAAGCAGAGUAACUACACGCCUAUGAGGAGACUGCUGACUCGCAAGAGCAAAGAGACUAUCCAGCGGCCCAUCGAGAACGAGGUGGACUACCAGGAGGGGGUCCUCAGGGUGUCUGCCCCCCAGUUCAACAAGUGCAAUUACCCAGUUAAGCUCGAUCCCUUGAUGACUGCCAAAGACUUACUGACAAGAUUCAUCGAGGAACUGACCGUCCUUCCCGAGAACCCCCGUCGCGUGGAGGGCCGGAGAGAACAGCAGUACAAGCGAGGGAGCGGAGGCAACGGAUCCCCUCCUUCGACCGCCCCCUCGAGCGUCUCCUCGCCCCAGUUCUACGCCUGCCUCCUGACGGGCUCGCUGAAGAAGGCCGUAGAGCAACACGCCCUCCAUGAGAGAGGAGGGAACAUAGGCGACCGCCGUUUGGACUCGAAAGCAAAGCUCCUCACCAUAUACCAGGACAACCCCAAUGCAGAAUUCCUCGUCAAGUGCCACCACCACGGAGGGCAGACGUCUAGAAGAAAUUCGUAGAGGAGAGGACAUCUUGGUUAGACUUCCUCGACAUUAGAUUCUUCCGAGAAAAAGAAGGGAGAGGGAAGGAAUUAUAUGAGUGGUUUUAUUGUUUUUUUCCCUCCCUCUCUUUUGGAAGCUAGUAACUUGUCCAAAUACUCAAGGAUAUUUUUGGUGUGCAUAAGAUAUCCUUAAUCUGUGGUUUGGCGACGGACGCGGGGUUAUGUUUUUCGUGUUUGUCAAGAAGAAAGAGGAGGUUAUGUUUUCAUCCUAUAUAAUCAUCUAGUUUAAGCCCAAGGCAUUGUUUCAAAGAUUGAUACGUGUAUGAUAAGGGAGCGUAAGUCUUUAAAAAAAAUGAAUGACAAAACCUGGGUUAUUCUGUAGUACGCAUUUUCUUCGUGUUCACUUUCCUUUCAUGGUAUUUUCUUUGUAAAUUCCUCGGAUGGUCAUAAAAAAUAAAUUCAUGAUCACCAAUUUUAUUCGUAUGCUGAUUAAGGUCAACAAUGUUUGAUCGACAUGACCAAACAGUGCUUCAGAAUGAUUAAGAAAACCUAUUAAGACUUUUAAAUGUAAGUUAGAAGAGUGUGCAAGAGAUAAGUAAUGUACAGUGUUAAGUGUGGAGUUAAAUGUGAGUCUUUGUGACUGUAUGAUAUCUCAGGUAAGAGCGCGGACGGCUGAAACGUCACAGUCAUUGUCUUGUAGAGAAAAUGUUGGGUGCCUGAAACAGUUCAUUACCUUUUAGACUGUACUUAAGUGGAAUUAAGUAACAUUGUCUUUAAGUCGUUGUAGAGGAUAUUAACCUGUAUCAAAUCAAUAAGUACCCUUUUUAUGCUUUAAGAAUAGUAUUUUCACAGAAGGAUUCGCCUUAAUUUCCCCGACUACUAGUCAGAUUUCUAUAAUGUAAAAUCACUGCGGUUUCUGCAGAUGACUGUAUAUUAACACGAGGAAGAAUUAUACUCACUGGUAGUACUCUUACAAGUCUUGAAUAUGUGGGGGUGUAUGUGCAUUAUGGUAAAGAGUGAAUAUGUGUAUAUAAUAAUAUUGUCUGAAUGAUUUGUUGUACUUCUGGAUGGAAGGACAUUUUAUUCUAUGAUUUGUUGAUGUACAGUUUUAAAGGUUUACAAUUUUGCAGUUGGACGAUAUUCGUGGUUUGCUAUAUUUAUGCUCAACAGUAAGAGAAUUUUAUUGUAGCUUGCUUUGCUACAAAAUGAAGAAUACUGUAGUAUAUGUAUACCCAAUGUAUAUACAUAUAUAAAUGGUACCGUUAUCUGGCGUGGACCAAUAAUCACAUUGGUUCUAGUUUGAAAAGACAACUGAUUCUGUUUUGUCUGGAACAGCAGUUGAUAUAUAUUUUUUGUUUUAAAUGCGUGUGUGGUGUUAGCGCCUCUUUGAAGAAAGUAUGGAGAUAAUGUACGGGUGAAUUGAACGCUACAGCAAAAAGUCAUUCUUAUUAUGAUAAGUCAGUCUUCUGUCUGUUAUUGCCAGCAUUUCCACAUGCUUAAACAGUGUUCAGGUAAUUACAGAAUGCACAUAAGAUUGCAAAAAAUACAUAAUUCUGUUUACCCCCUUGUGUUCUUUGCAAGCCUGUCUUUAACUGGUCAGUAUGAUAUAAGUUUUUUCUG